This is a messenger RNA of Corylus avellana, 1064 nucleotides long. Its product is annotated as protein FANTASTIC FOUR 3-like. The record is from RefSeq and is a predicted model, not a curated record. Lineage: Eukaryota; Viridiplantae; Streptophyta; Magnoliopsida; Fagales; Betulaceae.
UCCCCAUCUCUCUCUCUCUUUCUCUCAAUCCUCCCCAUCUUCAGUUUCAGCUAAAAUCAAAGGUGGGUUUCUUUCAAAACUCUCUUUCAUCCAAAUUCCACAACCUUUUCCCCCUCAUAAAACUCCUCUGUUUUCAUCCCCUGUUUUUUUUUUUUUUUUUUGGAUAUAUUCCAUUGUGAAAACCAACAUGUCUGUAAGUGUUGCUGAACCGUGUGGGUGGAGUUUCCUCCAAUCUUUCACCAACAACUGCAAUACCACCAAAACACAAGACACUGAAAAUGACAAUUUAUAUGUACACCCUCUAGUCAAGCACUCUUCCACGAGGCUAAGCGAAGAAAGCCUUAAAAUGUGCACCGAAAGCUUGGGAAGCGAGACAGGGAGUGCUGUCACUGAAAGCAGCAACGAUGAAUUUGCUUUCCUUUCAGGAGCCAGCGAAAAUGGUCCCAACAAGCAGGCCUCGAAAUCGAAUAGAUUUCCGGCGUCAAAGAGGAUGAAUCAUUGCCGGAGCUUCCCGCCGCCCUUGACAUCUAUUAGCGGCUCAAAUGGCGUGCAAGUUAAGCCGCACAGAGAAGGCGGUCGGCUUGUUCUGAAAGCCGUCACUGCCCCUUCUUCUCACGCCCUGUUUCACGCUGAGCGUGGGGAUGGCAGGCUCCGGCUUCGGAUGGUGGAAGACAGAGGAAUUGCUGAAGAGGAGGAGGAUGAGGAAGCUGUCGGAGAAACUGAAGCUGUUGAAGAAGAAGAAGAAGAAGAAGAAGAAGAAGAUAGCGAUGCAGGGGAGGCGGAGGAGGAGGAUUGGUGUGAGGAGGAGAUGGAGGGGUACAAUGGGAAUUUUGGGGAUGAGAUGGGAAUGGGAGCCAAGCGUCCAUGGCUAAGCAGGUGCACGGAAGGUGCGCGUGGGAACGAAGCUUUAAGGAAUUGGGAGCCAUUCUGGAUGGCUACUUAUAAGCUCUCUGUCUGAACAAAAAAAUACCAUAAUUAUGAUCAGUAUUUUUUGUCCUUUUUUUUUCACAAUUUUUUUUUUAGUUGUUAUUGUUUUCCUCGUAUCUUGGAUGUCGUAGAAUAUG